AUGGCCGACGCGUUCCAAGCCGGCGGUGAUGUUGGCCGACUAAUCAAUCUUAUCCCGGUAGGACUCAAGGAGGCUGCAGUCGAUUCCCCUACGUCGAGAGCCACAGUGGUACAUUAUGGGGAGCAAGUGGAAAUGCUUGAAAGAUGGCUCGACGAAUACAUGAAAGCUACAAACCGUCUCGUAGCAGAGUCUGCGACGUUAGACAGUAUCCUGAACAACUUUACGUCUCAUGCACUUGUACCGACCACGAUUUCCGAGGCGAUGCUCGACCACGAUUAUGAUGUACUCGCCAUGAAGAGAUAUUCGGAAGGAGCGAAGGACUACUGGAUGAGCAUGAUCUCGGUGGUCAAGAGACUCUCGACUCUUGUUGCUGAACCUAUCAGACACUUCCUGCAGAAUGAUCUCAGAGCGUUCAAAGAGGCCCGGCGGGCGGUAGAGUUCGCCCAGAAGAACUUCGACAAUCAGCACACGAAAUAUGCAGCCCUUGGAAAGUCAAAGGAGCCAUCGUCCUUGAGAGAAGAAGCGUUCCAACUGCAUGAGAGCCGGAAGGCAUACUUAAGAGCCAGCCUCGACUUCUUUGCUAUGGCACCUCAAUUUCGUUUCUCGGUUGACAAACUCCUUGUCAAGAUCUUCUGUGAUCAAUGGAAAGAGAUGCGGUCUUCACGUGAUAACACUGCGGUCAUAUUCCAGAAAGGCGCUAGCGACAUUGACCGAGUUAGAGGUUGGCUCACAACCAUGGAAGAAAGCGAAAAAUCAUUCAGGCGUGAGCUUGAGGUAGCUCGCAAGCAGCUAGAAAACACUGCCGAGAGCAGCACGCGCCCAUCGCGAGAGCUCGAAGAUUAUAGCGCGUCGACAAUUGCUCAGUUUGGCCAUGGUCACACAACUAGCGUUGCCAGCGCACCAAAGUCACCAAGAAAACCUCCAGUAAAGUCAUCAGAGAAGCAGGGCUGGCUUUACCUACGGACCUACGGGGGGCGCCCAACUCGAGCCAUCUGGACGAAGCGUUGGUCUUUCCUGAAGAACGGUGUUUUCGGCUGGCUCGUGCAGGGCUUACGAGCCGGUGGUGUGGAAGAGAGUGAGCGCAUCGGUGUGCUGCUAUGUAGCGCUCGACCAGCUGUCUCGGAAGAGCGUCGCUUUUGUUUUGAGGUGAAAACAACGAAGCAUACAAUCGUUCUUCAAGCCGAGACACAGCCUGAGCUUCAAGAGUGGCUCGGGGCCUUUGAGGCCGCCAAAUCCAAAGCUCUUGAAGAUCCUGCUGCGCUGAGCUCCCUGGGAUCCCCUGGUCUUGCCAAUUCAGACCCAGCUUUUGCGGUCUCAAAUCCACCUGUGCCGGAGUUUGGUGCGGCCAUUUUAGCUGCCACUGAGCCUGGCGCAACAGCUGAGGACACAGUUGGUUCGCUAGAUAGAACAGGCACAUUACCAGUUCCGGGUAACGACUAUGGGCGAGAUACUAGCGUCGAUGUUCCCAGGCGAUCUACAGCAGUGGAAGAACCUGCCCCGCGAGAUCAUCACGCUUCGCGUAUUAUUUCGAAGCUUGACCUACACCGGAAGGCAUCUCCGUCUACACAGUUCACACCUUCGCCGUCGACACCAGCUGGAGGAGGCAUUGCAAGCCUCAUAGCCGCUAGUCAUGGGUCUAUAAAUGUCAGCGGAGCCAUGCCCUUGAUACCAGGCGAAUCUGAGAAGCAGCGGCCUCCAUUCAUUCUUGCUCUUCGAGAUAUGCCACCUAGCACGUUGGCCCCCUCAACACUGGCCAACGUACCAGCGCCGACUAAUAUGAGCAAGUCAGCGGUCCUCAUCACUGGCGAGCGAGGUCUCAGUGCGGCACUCGAUAAGAGCGGUCUUCCAAAUGGGCUACUGGCCAACAUGUGGGGCAGCUCGAAUGCCGCCUUUGUGAACCGACUUGACCGCUCCGAUCCAAAGAUGAUACCUGACGCUCGACUAAGCACUCAUCCGACUCCACUGGUCUUACCAUCAACCUCGCCGGAGAAGGCUCCAGGACACCGAGAUGGCGAGUCGGCCAGUCAUGGCGUUGUACCACAGCUCGACUUGGGUCCGCCAGUGCAACGACGUGCUCGAUCCCAGUCGCCAACCAAACGUACUCGGACUAUCACAAGCAUGGAUACAGAGGGGGGCACCAGUAUCAAGAGCGACAAUUCGAUCACUGAUUUCCCGAACUACUAUCCUCUUCAACUUAAGACCCAGGAUGCGCAAUUCAGACUAUUGUUUCCCACUGUUAGACGAGACGAGAGGCUGGUUCUCGUCUUCCGUGCGACAUGGAGCCCCAACGAUCUGCAGGACUUCCCCGGUCGCAUCUAUGUGACUUCGAGCAAUAUCUACUUCUACAGCAAUCAUCUUGGCCUUGUUCUUACCUCCUCAGUCUCGCUAGCAUCCAUCGACGAGGCCACCGCUGCGCCGGGCCGCGAGUGCGAUUUUCUCUUUCUACACAUGAAGGAGACCACCAGAGAGAACACCACAACACGCAUCACCGUAAAGACCUUCCUCGAACCACUGCGCCUCCUACAGCGGCGCAUUAACUUCCUGGUACAGAAUUCUGCCGCCGAAGACCCGCUUUCACUCGAGGCCGUUAUCAAAGCCCUGUUAAGGAUGGAAUCUGAUGUUCCGGAACGCUCUCCGUCGCUUGAAUCCUGGGAAGACGUUGGUGUCGAGACGCCGAUCGAUGCGCUGUCUCAAAAGCGCCGUGGCCGCUCCUCAACUCUUCAGUCAGAGCUUCGCGCUCCCACCCGUGUAGACCGCACUUUAUACAGUACAUACGCCACGAACCAGGAUAAGGCCCCCAAAUUCAAGCUUCCUGCUCAGCCAGUCAAGUACACACCUCCGGGCGACCUUUCCCUCGCCGCCGAGCGCGAGUUUGAUGUUUCACCUAAAGCCCUUUUCCACGUCAUGUUCGGGGACCGUUCUGCCCUGUGGCAGCUCCUGCAGCAUGAGAAGCAAGCAAUGAACCUCAAGCAAGGCCCGUGGACGGACGUUGGCGAGGGACGCCUGCGCCGCGACUUCGAAUACCAGGUCAUGGCGCCUAACCUGCUGGGACAAGAGCGUCCAACAGAGGUCCGCGACUAUCAAAUCAUAGACGUCAACUCGGACCAUCUGUGCUACGUCGUCACCGACAAGUCAACACCGUGGCACCUGCCUUCCCGAGACGCUUAUAGGCUUGUGAGCAAGAUCGUGGUGACGCAUGUGGCGAAGGGCAAGUGCAAGCUCGCGGUCUUUGUGAGGGUCGAGUGGCUCAAAGAGCCGUGGGCACUGAAGGGCAUGAUUGACCGGCAGGCGCUGCACGAUCUGGAGCUGGACGCGCUGGAUCUGGUGGAUCUGGUUGCGGAUCAAGUGCGGAAACUGGGCGCGCAUUCGCGGACGAAAAAGGCGGUCACGAUCUUUGGUCAGGUCGGCCAGAGCACCGAAAUCACGCAGCUGGUGGAUCUCGAGGGCAACACCAAGGCGGCUGGCCUGGGUAUUGAGCUGAGGCGCAUGCCAGUGCGGCGGACGAUGAGUGGGUUGCUGGUGCAGAGCGCGGCGAGCGUCGGCGAGAGUGGACUGGGCAUGCUGCUCGAGGGCGUGAUAAGGCUGGUGAGGUGGCUGGGCAAGACGCUCGUGGCGAACAAGAUGCUGAUAUUCGUGCUGCUGCUCAGCGGGCUGUGGAACGCGUGGUACUCCAGCCGCGAGGGGUGGGUGUGGUGGCAGGAGCGGCGGGCAGUGCGCUUCAUGGGCCGAAUGGGCGUGCGCCCGGAGUAUGUCAUGGGGAAAGCCGUCUACCUCAGUGACAUCGAGGAACUGAUGGGAGAUCCCGUGCAGGUUUACGACGGCGAUGCGAGCAGGUGCUACGAAGUCUUUGCCAAGGAGCAGCAGAUUGGUGAUCUGGACGCGCCGCUGGACGAUGGCGGCGCGAGGAGGAUGCAGAAGACGCGACGGAAGCUGGGGAAAUACCGACAUGAUUUGCUGGUGGCGAUGCGGAUGGUGAAUUCGGUGGAGAGGGAGGUGGUGCGCAGUGAGUGGGAGGGUUGGGUUGAGGGGGAGAGGAGGAGGUGUCGGCAGAUUGGGGGGCUGAUGGAGAAGGGCAAGGUCAAUGAGACGCAGCUGGAGGAAUUGCGCGUUCAUGCUGGUGGUGAGGAAGGAGGCGGUGGCUUCGAUAAAUGGUUUGACGAGUAUUGCCGGAGUUGUCAGGCUGUGAGCAUGUGA
Cyphellophora europaea CBS 101466 is the source of this 4194-nucleotide messenger RNA. RefSeq lists its product as uncharacterized. Gene Ontology annotation, molecular function: protein binding. NCBI's taxonomy places the organism in Eukaryota, Fungi, Ascomycota, Eurotiomycetes, Chaetothyriales, Cyphellophoraceae. Gene Ontology annotation, cellular component: plasma membrane; endoplasmic reticulum; cytoplasm. The transcript has a single exon. Bases 1 to 4194 code for a protein of 1397 amino acids. The record is from RefSeq and is a predicted model, not a curated record.